CCGAUAUAUUGGACAGCUUCGUCGUCAGCGCACAGCUCGCCCUUCAGCUGCUGGAGCGUCGAAAACCUCGACUUUGCAACGUCUUUGCUCGUAUACCAGCAGCCCAUUCGCCUCUCAUCACCGCGAAGCAAAGCUCCAGCUUAAGCUCCCGCCACGAUGAGUGCCAUCCAGAAGAUGAUCCGCCAGUCACCGCCCGUGGACGUCACCAAGCCCUACGACCCGUCCACGGUCAACGACAAGACGGUCGUCAUCACCGGCGGCGCCAAGGGCCUCGGCGCCCACAUGGUGCGUCGCUGGGCAUCGCUGGGCGCUCACGUCGUCAUUGGCGAUCUGGCGGAUGCCGAGGGCGAGGAGCUGGUGGCCUCGCUGCGGGCCAGCUAUCCCAAGGCGACGUUCGCCUACCAACACUGCGACGUGACGGACUGGGACUCGCAGGUCAGCCUGUUCGAGACGGCCGUCCGCGUGAGCCCCAGCGGUGCCAUUGACAUUGUCGUGCCCAACGCGGGCAUCAUCCAGCCGGCCCAGUCCAAGAUCUUCGAGAACCCGGUGCUCGUCAACGGCAAGCUCCCCAAGCCCAGCACGGCGACCCUCGACGUUAACAUCACGGGGGCCACCUUCACGACGCACCUGGCGCUGUACUAUCUCCCGCUCAACCCCCGGCCAGACCGCUGCCUCUUGCUCAUCGGCUCCGUGGCGUCCAUCAUGCCCCUGCCGGGCCAGACGCACUACGCCAUGAGCAAGCACGCCGUGCUGGGCCUCUUCCGCUCGCUCCGCGCCACGUCGUACCUCAGGGGCAUCCGCGUCAACAUGGUCGCGCCCUUCUACACGGCCCAGACCCACAUGAUGCCGCCCGUCACCGAGGCCAUCUUCCUGUCCGGCAGCGCGGGCGCCGCCACCGUCGCCGACGUGGUGGACGCCGCGACCCGGCUGGUCGCCGACGAGGCCGUCGCAGGCCGGUCCCUCGUCAUCGGCCCGCGCAUGAAGACGCGCGGCGUGGACGGGCUGGAGCAGGAGGACAUGGCCGUUGCGGACGGCGAGGGCGACGGCCAGGGACGGGGCAUCUGGGAGUGCUACGCCGACGACUACGAGCACGUGGACUCGUUUGUGAAGCGCUAUCUUUACCUGUUGAAUACCGUGGGCAAUGUGAGGGGUUGGCUGGGCAUGCUGGGAGAUAUCUGGGGCAUCUUCCGGAGAAAGUGAGUGUAACCUCACCCGAUGUGUGCCACGCGAGUUGGCCUCCAAGACGCACCGCCACGGCGAAUGAGCAAAGAUGACUCGUCAUCCAAAAGCUGAGACCAGAGGUCGGGAUUGGAAACCGAAAAUGUUGC
Molecule: messenger RNA, 1328 nt
Organism: Ilyonectria robusta
Lineage: Eukaryota; Fungi; Ascomycota; Sordariomycetes; Hypocreales; Nectriaceae
Exons: 1
Coding region: 157-1200 (347 amino acids)
Molecular function (GO): oxidoreductase activity
Source: RefSeq, a predicted model, not a curated record